Molecule: messenger RNA, 717 nt
Organism: Culex quinquefasciatus (southern house mosquito)
Lineage: Eukaryota; Metazoa; Arthropoda; Insecta; Diptera; Culicidae
Product: NEDD8-specific protease 1-like
Exons: 2
Coding region: 30-662 (210 amino acids)
Source: RefSeq, a predicted model, not a curated record
UGUUCAAGUCGCGUCGAGGAAAGGCUAACAUGAAGGCGUUCAUUGUGUUAUCUAUGGCCGUGGCCAUCGCUAGCUGUGCGGCAGUCGACAAUUCUCAAAAGGACAAGCGCGAAAUCUGGGAAGAAGGACACCAGAACAGUUACGAUUUCUCCGAGCACCACAACGGGUACGAUCAUCAUCAGCAGUAUCAGAACCAGCAUGAUCUGUACGACCACCAGGACGAGCAUCACGGACACCACGAGCAUAACGACCAGCAUCACUACCAGAACACUCACGACUGGGAACCGAAGAAGGAGGUCAAGCACAUCAUCACCAAGAAGAUCCCCGUCCCGUACCCAGUUGAGGUCGAGAAGCACGUGCCUGUCCACGUGAACGUCCCGUACCCGGUGCACACCGAAACCAAGGUCCCGGUGGUCGUCGAGAAGAAGUAUCCCGUGUAUGUCGAGAAGAAGUACCCCGUCCAGGUUGACCGUCCCGUCCCGUACCCAGUGGAGGUCAAGGUCCCCGUUUACAAGAAGGAAUACGUCGAGGUCCCAAAACCGUACGCAGUUCAUGUUGAGAAGCCUUAUCCGGUGUACGUGAAAGAACCGGUCUACAUCGAAAAGCCAGUGCCGUUCACCGUGUACAUCAAGAAGACCCACAAGAAGCCGUUCUGGGGUUAAGCUUAGUGUAUAUUAGUAAUCGAAACAAGACUGGUCAUAAGCUAUAGUUAUACAU